Messenger RNA from Closterium sp. Yama58-4, 2052 nucleotides. The record is from the annotation of a GenBank genome assembly. Lineage: Eukaryota; Viridiplantae; Streptophyta; Zygnematophyceae; Desmidiales; Closteriaceae.
AUGCCUGUCGUGUUGCCCUGCGAGUGGCAAGUCAUCGAAGGGCCACAAGGCAGCACGACAGGCAUCGAGUCAAAUCAUCUGUUCCUUACCUGCUUAUUUCUUGUUCUGUGCUCUCCCGCUCACUCCCACCCCUUCUGCAGUGCAUGGUUUGGAUUGGAGCACUUCCACAGAGCGUCACGGCAGAGAGAUGGUGGGGCGGACGCAGUCAGGGGACGAGAAGGAAGACGCGGGGACUGUGGGGAGGCGGAGAGGGAGGAGGAGGAGGAGGAGGAGGAGGAGGAGGAGGAGGAGGAGGAGGAGGAGGAGGAGGAGGAGGAGGAGGAGGAGGAAGAGGAGGAGGAGGAGGAGAAAGGUGGGGAAGGGAGGAGUGCAGAGGGCCAGACACAGGAGCAGCUACACACACAUGUGGACGCCCUGUGGUCGCUGCUCUUCCUGUCCCCCCCCCAACCCACCGAUUCCCACUCUCACUCUCACCCACUCACAUCCACCAGUUUACCUCUUCUCUCUACCUCUCCCCAUCUCCUCCCCUCUCUGCCGCCCUCCCCCUUCCCCUCCACGUCCCCUCACGACCUCCCCUCUCUGCCGCCCUCCCCCCUACUCGCGUCAGCCCUGGCCGCGCUCCGCCGGGAAUACUCCCGCAUUCACAGAAAGGACAACUCGUGCCACCCGCAGCAGUCUCAGCUGGAUGGCAAGCGGUGUCAUCUAGCGGCUGUGAUGGCGUGGGUGGGGAUGGCGCUCGCUGUAAAGGCAAGGGGCGGUGGGGAUGGAGAGGUAGCAGAGGGAGGGGUGCUGGAGGCUAGAAGGGAUGUGACUGAAGCGAGAGUGAGUGCUGAAGCACGGUGCAGGCGAGCAGAGCAGCUGCUGGGCAUGGCAGAAGGCUCAUGGGCCGCCUUUCUGUCCAGUGUAUGGGAGCAGCGCCCCUUCCUCUUCAGAGCGCGUGGGGAAAGAAGAGAGGUAGAAGAUCAGUUACUCCCUGAUCAGCAGUCUCUCAUACCAGAGGGAAACCAUUCCCGCCCCUUAAGCCAUCACUUCUUGAGGCGCAUAGAAAAUGGUCAACUUUCUGUAAGAAACCACGGCCCCACUCUUGCUGCUCUGGUUGGCGCCAUUCCACACCUUGGGACUGCCGAUGGGCUCCUGGAUGUUUUUCUGCCCGGGGCAGCGCACUGCCCUGGAAUGAGCGCGGGUGAAUCUGACCCGUUUGCUGCUCUGAGGGACAUGGCCGUGGCAGGCGAGCUUGGGCGGCCCCUCUUGUCCUCACCUGACGUGUCAUUUGUCCAGUCGCAGCCUUCUGGCAUGGGGGAAACCACUACAUCUCAUCGUCCUGCUUCUCGAAAAGCUUCUGCUUCAGAGGCUGUAGCAGGGGGGGUAACAGCAGCAGAGAGGGUCGCGGCAACACAGGGCGACGCAGCAGUGGAGAGGCAAUCAGUAGCAGAAGGGAGAGCAGCAGCAGAUGGUGAAACAGAUGGUGAAACUGAUGGUGAAGCAGAUGGUGAAACAGAUGGUGAAACUGAUGGUGAAGCAGAUGGUGAAACAGAUGGUGAAACUGAUGGUGAAGCAGAUGGUGAAGCAGAUGGUGAAACAGAUGGUGAAACUGAUGGUGAAGCAGAUGGUGAAGCAGAUGGUGAAACAGCAGAUGAGGAACCGGCGUGCAAGCGCAGGCGUUUCACUCCAGCCCACACACCUUCAUACCCCUUCCGAGCAGCCUUCUCCCAGGGCAGCACCAUCGCCCUCCGUAGCGUCAACUGCCGCUCGCCUGCCGUAGCCGCCCUCGCACACACCUCAACCACACCCCUUACCCUGCCAACGUUACCACCUUCAAACCCCUUUCAUGCAGCCUUCUCCCACGGCAGCACCAUCGCCGUCCGCGGCCUCAACUGCCGCUCGCCGGCUGUAGCCGCCCUCGCACGCGCCAUCGCUGCCGCCCUCUCCCUGCCAGCUGUCGGGGUCAACCUCUACCUCACUCCGGGCGGCGGGCGGCAGGGCUUGUCUCGACACUGGGAUGAUCACUGUGUGCUGGUGUGCCAGGUGAAUCGGUGCAUGAAAUCGCUUUGA